UCGACUUCCUCCUCUGUGCAGAUUCCAUGGCGAGUGAUAGCGGGGAAGAGUUGAUUCACCUACCGUGACCACACUGACCCGCGCAUCAACCUCAACACACGCUUUCAUCGGUUGUCCUUUAUAAAGACUGACACCAGACGAGUAGUUCUUUGGCUUCGGUUUCAGUGAAAUUGGUCGUUGCAGUCGUUUUGGAGAUCUGGGUGUUUUCUGAACAAAACGCGGUGCUGUUGCCCUCCAUCUGUCAUUGUGUUGUGGCUGUAGCUGCUCCUACUGAAGAACUGCCAUUCGAUGGCUCUAAUGGACAAACACAAAGUGAAGCGGCAGAGACUGGACCGCAUCUGUGAAGGCAUUCGACCACCCAUCCUCAAUGGGCCCAUGCACCCUCGUCCUCUGGUGGCACUGCUGGAUGGGCGGGACUGCACUGUGGAGAUGCCCAUCCUGAAGGACGUGGCCACUGUGGCCUUCUGUGAUGCUCAGUCCACCCAGGAGAUUCAUGAGAAGGUUCUCAAUGAGGCUGUGGGUGCUUUGCUAUACCACACCAUCACGCUGUCACGAGACGACCUGGACAAAUUCAAAGGUCUACGGGUCAUCGUGAGAAUCGGCAGCGGGUUCGACAACGUCGAUGUCAAGGCUGCGGCAGAGCUGGGUAUUGCGGUGUGUAACGUGCCCGCCGCAUCUGUGGAGGAAACGGCAGACACUUCCAUGUGUCUCAUUCUGAACCUGUACCGUCGUGUCACCUGGAUGCAUCAGGCUCUGCGCGAGGGCACCCGCGCAUCUAGCGUGGAGCAAAUCAGGGAGGUGGCUGGAGGCGCUGCCCGCAUUCGAGGAGAGACGCUGGGCAUCAUCGGGCUUGGACGUGUGGGCCAGGCAGUUGCUCUAAGGGCAAAGGCCUUCGGGUUUGGAGUGAUUUUCUAUGAUCCGUACCUGCCGGAUGGUGUGGAGCGGUCACUUGGGCUCCAGCGCAUGGCAACACUACAGGACCUUCUCAUCCACUCGGACUGUGUGUCGUUACACUGCAGUCUGAAUGAACAUAACCACCACCUCAUCAAUGACUUCACCAUCAAACAGAUGCGUCAGGGGGCGUUCCUGGUGAACACCGCUCGUGGAGGUCUGGUGGACGAGAAAGCUCUGGCCCAGGCUCUGAAAGAGGGCAGAAUACGGGGGGCGGCCCUGGACGUCCAUGAGACAGAGCCCUUCAGUUUCUCUCAGGGCCCACUGAAAGACGCCCCGAAUCUUAUCUGUACCCCACACACAUCCUGGUACAGUGAACAGGCCUCCGUGGAGGCCAGGGAGGAGGCGGCGCGGGAGGUGCGCCGAGCCAUUACAGGUCGAAUCCCUGACAGUCUGAAGAAUUGUGUGAAUAAGGAAUAUCUGAUGGCAGCAUCUCAGUGGCCUUCUAUGGAAGCCGCCUCGGUGCACUCUGAACUAAAUGGAGCCGCCUACAGGUUUCCUGCAGGUCUGAUCGGUGUAGCAGCGGGAGGCUUGCCUGGAGCCGGGGCGGGAGUGGAGGGCAUCGUGGCUGGAUCUCUGCCCCUGGCCCACGCCAUCGCCCCCGUGUCACACCCCCCUCAUACCCCGUCACCUGGGCAACCCUCCAAGGCAGAGGCUGACAGAGACAUCCCUUCUGACCAAUAGCAUCCCAACACAUUCCAUUUUGCCCUGAUCACCACGCCCUUUCACCUAACCCAAGGGUCGGCCAAGGCGGUCGCCCCUGCUUUCGACACGACUUCGGGUCACCCCAGUCCAACAGAACACGUGUACAAACCCAGGAGUAACCAACUCGAAAACCCUCAAACUCACCCCUCACUUCCACUCGCUGUAUACGCUCAACUUUUUCCACUUUGGCAGUAAGCAAUAACUUCUCUCAAGGACUCAAUAAUUGGAUUGACACACUCCUUUCUAAGCUACGAAUCCCAAUUCUUUUGCUUUGUGGACUAGUUGGAGUUUUUUUUCCCGUGGUGUUUCUUUCUUUUCCAUCAAACUGUUUAACAGCAUGGAAAUAAACGCAUGGACCUUCAUCCCUUCAUCCCCCAUCUUCAUUCAAGCAUACAUUUUGUAAACCACCUCAACCCUGUCCUCUCUUAGCAAACGUUCGGUCAUCAAAACAAAGCAACGGUUGCUUGCGUCUUAAUAAACUCCUCUAGCUAUCAGCGUUUAUUUCACAGCCUGUCGUUCGAUGUUAGAGAUCAAGACUAAUGAUUAGCCCGUGGCUAAGAGUAACUCGGUCCAUUUGUGUUUCUCUCCAUGUGGAAGGCAUCUAGAAUUGUCCAUCCUCUCUCGAAAAGACGUUUGCAGGAAGCAAGAGAGCUUUUGAGGUUUGAUCAUGUGCUGGCUUUAAGUCACAAGCCCUAUAGAAUCCAUAGAGCCUGAGGUCCGCGGUGUCAUUGAAACAGCAUAUGUGAAAUUCCAUCAUCUUGUGAUAGCCAGAUUUGUUUUGUGUAGCUUUUUGUGAACGGCUUCACGAUGAGAGAUUUGCUGACGGCUCACAAGCACUCCCACGUUUCUAGUUUCAAAUAAAGCCAUAGUCACAGUUUGUUACAAAAACACACAUCCUUGUUUCUGCACUGCUGGUUUGGCGAGACCGAUACUUGGCACACCUCUCAAAAUGUUCGACAUCGACUGAUAAUCCAUGACAAUAUCGGCACCUUUUGUAUUCUAAGCCAUGUGAAGAAGAAUAUUUGCCUUGUUUUCCAUAUCCUCUCUUUCUCUCCUAGAUAUCUCUUGCUGUACUUCCUCCUCGUGCCUCCUUUUUCGAUUAGGGCCUUCUCUUCGUGACACAGCGAGGCACCUCGUCCACCCUUUAUCUCCGCUCUCGUCCUCCAUCGGGUUCCCAUGAAAUCACUGUGCAUCAUGCCAGCUAUGCCCUUCCUCGCCGAUAUCUUCCCACAAGGCACUUAAGUCUCCGACUCUUUCCACUCAAACACGUACAGUUGUAAGCAGCCUCAUCCACUUGCGAAGACGUCUCUGUUUACACGUUCUGCUCAUUUUUGAGGUAACGUUGCAGUAAUGUUGUUUGGCCAGCAGGAGGCAGUAGGUCAAUGGCCCUCUCACAACUGAUUAUUUGAUACCAGCUCACCAUCACAUAGCCAGUCUCCCGGUUGCUUCAGAAGACGGAAGGUUAGCAGGAGAUCAGACGUCAGAGACCCACGGAGACGUGCUGUGGACUGCUCCAUCCAUCCGAGUCUCAUUGGCGUCUUGUGUGGUUUCAGGUUUUCUGUGCUCUUAGAUGAUUCGUAAAGCACACAAGAUAAGGUGGAACGACUGUAACUGAAAAGCCGCUUGCUUUCCAAAGAAGGUUAGGUCGUCCCCAUGCUUAAGAUGCGUCUCGGGAUGCCGUUCGGUGCGAAGAGAAAGGCCUUUGUAAUACCUCAGUAACAGAUAUUGAAUGUAUGCUCAGAUCUUUCUUGCUUUGUACAGCUUUUUUUUCCUUAAUUCUGAGGGGGUGUGUAUGGGUCUACAUGUGUGUGACUGUGUGACUGCUUAUCUAGUAUAUCAGUUAAACCUGAAUUACAAAACUAAGCUUUUUUCUUUUUUUCUCCGAGCAUAGGGUUACUUUAUAUUGUUUCAUAGAUGUAGUUUGAAUCUCAGGCUUUAGCUUUAUAGGAUCUGUGAUUUUUGUAAUUUUCUGUAAAAAAAAAAGAGAGGAGCACAGUCUUUGAAAUGUAUGCGUAUAAAUGGAAAACGGGGGUCUGAAUGGGUACACUAUUGAAACUUAAUAUCUGAAUAUGGGUUGAGUGUGAGAAUUGGCUGGCUACAGAUCGUUCUAUAUAUCUGAUGUUGUUGUAAGUAACCCCGGAUGGUUGUUUUCCUUGAUAGUCAGUACUCAUGGAAUAAUGCAUGGUGAUGUACCUUUUAGGCCCCUCCCCUCAUCCCUUAUUGGCCACGUUUGAUGUUGAGUUUUGAGUGACAUGCAGCUUUCCUAGACUGAAGUGAUGCCCUUUAUUCCCAUCAACACAGCUCUGUGAAAUAAUCUCUUUUUUUGGCUACGUUUUUGUUGAAUUUUGAAAGUUCCUUCGAGCAUUAUUGUGGUGUUUUCUUGCCGUCAACCUCAUCCGGCUUCGAUAUAAGAUGUGCACUGUGUGUUAUAACCAAGAAGUGGAUAGUUGUGUCAUUCAGUGUUCGACAUGUUGUACUGAAACAUUUCAAGACGAAUCUUGGUCAAUAUUUUACCAUUCAGCAUCCGGGAAUCCCUCAUGUUUCGAUUACAGUUCCAGUCACGUGGUCCCCUCGCUGCCUUAACGUUGUAGAUCGUGGUGGGCUUGGUGAAUAUCUUUUCCUUGGUGCCCCACGCAAACCCUCCUCAUCCCGCCAAUCACGCACGCAAGAGAGAGGAAGCCGUACGUCGCUCUGUGUGCUCGAUGCAUAUUUCGGGAGAACACAAAUGGCUUUGGCGAUAAGGUGCGGAAUCAGGACAAGCUGAUCCCUGUUGUGGGAUGAAGCUGUGCGAGUCUAUAAAGGAAGGCUGGAGAGGAAAGAUAUGGACUUGGAGCGGUCAGUUUCUCUCUCAGGGUUCUACACACAUAUCCUUCAACAGUCCGUCAUAAUCUUCCUUCAUAUGAAUGAAAAUGAUGUAGAGCUCACUCUUAAACAGUCCAUCUUUCGACAGUGAGUGUCUUUUCCUUUCUAUCUCUCUUCUUUGCUUUCUUACCACGUAUUUGUCGCACCGACACCUAACAACAGAAGAAUGAAUGUUUUAAUAGAACCGCGUGUACCGUUGAAGUUGGGAAAUGUAUUUUUACAACAUGUGAACUUUUUAUUCCUUUCUCUUACCUUCUUUUUGUUAUGGAUUGGUUUUUCUCCCUCUCCCCCAUCACCAGACUGCAAAAAAGUAAAAACUGAAAAAAAAACAUGUAACUAGGCUCUUAAGCUUUACUUUUGUUUUUGUUUACUUUUUUAUUAGAAAACAAUCAUGUUUGUGAUGGUAACCUCUGAUGGUAAAUUCCACAAGGUAUUUUAAUAAAAUCCUAAAGAUUAAA
Molecule: messenger RNA, 4976 nt
Organism: Triplophysa rosa
Lineage: Eukaryota; Metazoa; Chordata; Actinopteri; Cypriniformes; Nemacheilidae
Product: C-terminal binding protein 1
Exons: 11
Coding region: 289-1635 (448 amino acids)
Molecular function (GO): transcription corepressor activity; NAD binding; oxidoreductase activity, acting on the CH-OH group of donors, NAD or NADP as acceptor
Source: RefSeq, a predicted model, not a curated record